AAUCCAAAGAACCUCCAGAGGAUUUUGCGCGAGGGAAUCCUUCUUGCGACAGGUGGGACUGCAAUCUUGUUGCAGAUGGCCCACCCAGGCGUUGCCCAAGGUGUCGACGAGCACAGCAACUUUGCCUACCGUCCCAGCGAUAGGCUUCGCACCACGAUGACUUUCAUGUACUGCAUGGCAUGGGGCACAAUAGAGGAGAAACGUACGAUUCUUGAGAUGGUCCACAGAGCCCAUGCUCCCGUCAACGGGCCAGGAUACAACGCAAAUGAUCCGCAUCUUCAACUCUGGGUUGCCUCUACAUUGUUUGUCUGUGGGGUCCAUAUGCAUCAGCUCAUUUUCGGACAAAUGGACCCUGCUGCGGAGGACACACUUUAUCAAGAAUACUCUGUCAUGGCAACAUCGCUACGGGUACCACCGGAAUUGUGGCCAGAGAACCGCCAAGCAUUCUGGAAGUACUGGGACGAGAACAUCAAGGCGCUGCCUAUCAGCUCACAUGCAAAGAAUGUGUCAAACGACUUGCUUUACAACAAAGCGGGUCCAUGGUGGUUGAGAAUCAAUCUACCUAUCGUUCGCUUGGUGACUGCAGAGCAACUUCCACCCAGGUUGAGAGACGAAUAUGGGCUCAAGGCACAUCAUAAGCGGUACAAGGCCGCUCUUGGGAUCACACGGCCUAUUUACCGCCUUCUGCCGGUAUCACUUCGUCAAUAUCCGGUGAGGUACUAUUUGAAGGAUAUGAGGAAGCGAAUGGACAAG
Molecule: messenger RNA, 753 nt
Organism: Hyaloscypha bicolor E
Lineage: Eukaryota; Fungi; Ascomycota; Leotiomycetes; Helotiales; Hyaloscyphaceae
Exons: 1
Molecular function (GO): oxidoreductase activity
Source: RefSeq, a predicted model, not a curated record